GGAAAUUAUUGGAUACGUUGAAAGUAUUGAGGCUUCGCGAACUAUUUGUAAAGAUAACGAAAGCUACAGACUUUUUAAAUUUUUUAUUAAUAAUGGUACUGGGAAAAAGAUCCAGGUAGUAGCAUGGAAUGAUGAAGUGGAUCGAAUCGAACAGCUUGUUCGAACUAAUUCUAUUGUUCAUUUGGAUGGAGCGCAGGCAAGAAAACCUAGAAAUGAAAAAUUUAAUCAAGGAAAUGUCGAAUUUGAAUUAUUAAUUCAAAGAGGAACAGUAAUUACUACUUUAGGGAAUUAUCAUUCAAAAUUGGAGCAAACUGAACCACAUUAUGUAAAAUUAAGUGAAGUUAUGAACACCUCGCAUCGUAUUAUUCUGGAAGCAUAUAUUAAAACGAAUUUUAUAACAAAAUAUCAUCACAAGUUGAACAAGCACAUAGGAUGCGGGUCAGUUUCAGAUGGAUUCUAUAAACUUGAAACACAUAUAACGAAUUUCAACGAAAAAGAAUACUCAGCAUUGAAGUAUAACAAAGGAGACAAAGUUGAAAUUACAGGAACCAUGCAAAAUUCAUCUAUUCCACCAUAUCUAAUAGUUGAUAAUGUACAUGAUAUAAAACGUAAAGAUGGAAAAAUGUCUCUCAUUCAAUUGUAUAAGGCUAACGAAACAUUCAGAAAAAGAAAAGCAGAUGACAAUGAGGUAUAA
Molecule: messenger RNA, 694 nt
Organism: Trachymyrmex cornetzi
Lineage: Eukaryota; Metazoa; Arthropoda; Insecta; Hymenoptera; Formicidae
Exons: 4
Source: RefSeq, a predicted model, not a curated record